Molecule: messenger RNA, 468 nt
Organism: Cylicocyclus nassatus
Lineage: Eukaryota; Metazoa; Nematoda; Chromadorea; Rhabditida; Strongylidae
Source: the annotation of a GenBank genome assembly
AUGAGCGUCGAAGAAUUGCUUGAGUAUAUACCCAUGGCCAGUUCUCAUAGUCAAAUGGUAUUGAGGUUAGGAGCUAUGCUUGAGUGUGAGAUAGAUGAGUUAGAGGCUGUAGUCGAGGAUAAGGCCGCAACUAUAGCCGAUCUGGAAAACAGAUUGGCGGCCUUACAAUCUAAGAUUAGAUUAGAGGCAUUGAACAGUGGACGCGACGCACGUCGAAAAACGAGCGCUGGGCCACUCUCUGACCCACACCAAGCCUCACCCAAGUCGUCGCGACCAUCGUCGGCACAGUCCUCUCAAGGAUCAACGAUCACGCAAAUGCUCGCAAAAGAUCAAGAUGGCGACGUACAGGAUGUCGUCGUAAAAGACCGCGAAUGUUCGAACAAAUGCAAUUUGGAAGGACAAUGUUUUGUUCGACCAGUCACCACAAGGAUCACCCUGCAAUUAGUUCCUGCUCUGAAGAAUCUCUAA